UUGACCGCGCCGGCUGCCGCCAUGGCGGCCCGGGUGCUGAGGCCGCUGGCCAGGCUGAAGCCAUUCAACAGACUGCAAGUAAUAUUACAACAUUUGAAAAUGUCCAAGCAUACAGAUUCGACAGCUGAAGUGUUGUUGGAAAAGAGAGGAGGUGCAGGAAUAAUAACUUUGAAUAGACCCAAGGCUCUUAAUGCACUAAAUCUUUCUAUGAUCCAAAAAAUUUAUCCACAAAUAAAGACUUGGGAGCAAGAUCCUGAAACUUUUCUCAUAAUUAUAAAGGGAACUGGAGGAAAAGCUUUUUGUGCUGGGGGCGACAUCAGAGCUAUCACAGAUGCAGGAAAAGUUGGAGAUAGACUGGCACAAGAUUUCUUCAGAGAAGAAUAUAUACUGAACAAUGCCAUUGGCACUUGCAAGAAGCCAUAUGUGGCACUUAUCGAUGGCAUUACAAUGGGAGGGGGAGUUGGCCUCUCAGUCCAUGGACAUUUCCGAGUUGCUACAGAAAAGACACUUUUCGCAAUGCCAGAAACAGCCAUAGGCCUUUUUCCUGACGUAGGUGGAGGAUAUUUCUUGCCAAGACUAUCAGGAAAGAUUGGCUAUUACCUUGCACUAACAGGAUUUAGGCUGAAAGGAAGAGAUGUACUAAAAGCUGGCAUUGCUACACAUUUUGUAGAAUCUGAAAAGCUGCCUGCCUUAGAGAAAGACCUGAUAGCACUGAAAUCUCCUUCAACAGAAAAUAUUGCAGACUUACUGAACUCUUACCAUGUCAAGAGCAAAGUUGACCAAGAAAAGGAGUUUGUACUUGAUGAACAUAUGGAGAAGAUUAACAGUCUUUUCUCAGCAAGUAGUAUGGAAGAAAUCGUUAAAAAAUUAAAGCAAGAUGGUUCUCCUUUUGCCAUUAAGCAGCUAGAGACUAUUAGUAAGAUGUCACCUACAUCCUUAAAGAUGACUUUGAGACAGCUCAGAGAAGGAGCUUCCAUGAGCUUACAAGAUGUACUCACAAUGGAAUACAGACUGAGCCAAGCAUGCAUGAGAGGCCAUGACUUCUAUGAAGGGGUUCGAGCAGUGCUGAUUGACAAAGACCAAUCCCCCAGAUGGAAGCCAGCUGCUUUAGAAGAAGUCAGUGAUGAAUUUGUGGACAAUUGUUUUAAGCCAUUGGGAAACAACGAUCUCAAGUUGUAAAGAUCAAGUCUAUUGACAUCUUAUACCUCUGCUUAAUUCUAUGAUAUAAAAAAUUAUAGUAGUGUGAUAAAGUUUGCCAAGACUCUUUUAGCUAACCUGAGAUCCGUAAGUCUAAUUUUCUGCAUUCAGGAACAUUCUCUUUUGUUAUGCUGCCAUAAUGACAAAAUAAUCAUAUCUCUGGUUAGUAAGGGGGAAAAUUACUUCAGGGCAAAUCAUUAUUUUUUACUGCUUUACACAAUGAUUAACAUUUAAUUUUUUGCAUCAACUCUUGGUUUAGGAGGAACCUUUGGGGGAGACAGGAUAGUUAAGGGAUGUCCUUAUAAGCAAGAAGUCAGGAGACCUUUGUGUUCUUGGCUCUGUCACUGAUCUGUUAAAUUGGGAUUGUGCCUCAGAUUCUUCUCUAUACAAUGAAAAUAAAAUAUACUUAAAGCUUUAAAACAGUCAGAGCUACAAAGGAAAAUGCAAGACAUGCUAAAUCCAUGGUGUUAAGUAGUCUUUUAAAUAAAAGGUCAGACUGACAUGUUAUUAGGCUAAGAGCAAGAAAUUGUUCUAUUGAUUUAACAUGUGGUCAGUAUUCAGUCUUGCUAUGUGAUGUAGACAUUGUUUCAAAUGUCAUAAUAUUGACAGAGCCUAGAGCACACUCCUGUUUGCUUGUAAAACCAAUUUUUUAAAAAUGCCAUUCAGUUUGAUUGAACUGCAUAAUUAGUUUUUCAUUAUUUCAAAAAUUGCUAGUUUUUCCUGGUCUUACAGCAGUAAAGAAAUAACUGUUUCAGACCUUCCUCUGACCACUAAGCAGCACAUUUCCUGUUGAUGUUAGUGAUUGUCUAAUGAUUUUAGUGGUAGAGGUCAGCCUGGCCCUAAUACUGUAAGUGGCCGGAGUUUAUCUGUGCCAACUAGUCUGGGGUCCCGUUUGCUUGUGCCCAUGAACAUCCUGUCUGCCGGGUGGAAAAUCUGUGGUAAGUAGGGGGAACACAGCAAUAUGUACUGAAGAUAACGAAUAGUGGAAGACAUGAAAUAUCUGCUACUACAUGGAUUGUAUAGUUUUUUAACACAACAUAUCCUAACAAAUGUAUUUGUUGGGAUCAAAAUCUAAAUAUACAUCAAAACAUUCUCAUCAUAUGUGCAUUAAAGGUUGCUGGAUUCUGAUAGUAAUACGUGAAGCUACAUGACAUAACCAGAGCUCCUUGAUAAAAGUAUAAUCUUUUGGGAGGGGUAAAAUUAAUUUUUCUAUUGUGUAUGCAACACAUAGCUACUAAUCUUUCUUCAACAUUAAGACUGCAUGCUUUUUUAUGGUUAAUCAAAUCAUAUAUCAGUAUCUCUUCCUACUUGUUCCUACAGUUAUAAGCAGGUCACAAAUACUGAGACUAAAGGAAGAAAACUUCCAUUCAAGUAACAGUCAGUAAUCAGCACUGGGGAAUCAAAAAGUCAGAGCUACAGCAGAACUGUUACAGAGUUUUCAAUAUUGGGUGUUUUUUAUUACCGACAGUAAUGGUCUACAGUGGCUUAAGGCUCCUUCCUUCCUAGAAGCUGUUGCCUGGAAACAAAGUCCAGGAAAUUCAGGCAUCAAGGUGAACUACUAGAGUGACUUUCAAAGAAUCAGAGGUGAGCAAAAUGGAGAACAAAAUCAAGAAAAAAAAAAAAGGCACCUUGGUCACUGGAAUCUUUAAAAUAAAAUUUUUAAAAUUUCAGCUGCCAGUUAAUGUUACCAUGUACAUAUUGUUAUGAGACAGUCCUUGAGCUUAUUUUCAAAAGAAGUUGAGAGAUUUCAUUAAUACCUUUAGGGUAUAGGGUAACUUCUGAAAAUAUGACUUGAAUUUCUACCUCAUGCUGGUUCUGUAAGAAAUGUAAACCUCCCCCCUUAUUUCUUAAGAUUUUUUAUGUUUAAAUUCUUAAACAAUGGCUAUUUUUAAUUUAUUUUUAAAAAUUGGUUCAUUCCAUUGUUUUUGUACAAAAGGAACAAUCUUCAGCGAUUAUAUUUAAUGAGAAACACAGUAAUCCCCAGGGAGUAGGGAUCAUGCCUUCUCUGACUGAAAAGGACUUACACCAUUUUAGCAAGAGUAUACUUACAAAUCAAUAAACUUUUGACUUGCAUGUUCAGUUGCUUCCAAAAUUUAUGUGAAGAGGAAUUAUCCCAAACUCAUGGUAACAAGAUCCUAGCCAAUCUGUGCAUUUUUAUCAAAUAAAAGUCGUACACAAGCAGAUGGUAAGUUUAAUUUUAUUUGGUCCACAAGAAAAUAUUUUCCACAAAAAAUACUGCAAAAAUAUAUUGUAGUGUGUUUUAUUUGGGAAUACUGAUGUGUCUUACUCCAGAAAUGUCAAUUUUACAAAGUUGUGCUGCAGUUAAUGUGUUUUGAACCAUUAUUAGAAUAUCAACUCAGUCACAUCAUACCCACUCAGACUAUACUUAUGUUUCCUGGAGAAAAUAUAAAGCAAAUGUAUUUUUAACUCCUAAAUAGAAGUAAAUGGCUUUGCAGAAUGUGCCAGUCCCAUACUGGAGUACCUUUAUUACACAAAAUCAAGUCAAAGAAUCAGUGGCGACUUAGCUAGAAAGCCACUCUUAAGUGGCUUUAUAAGACUAUAGCACAGUUUAGAGUAAUCUAAUGAUAAGUAAACAUGUAAUUUUAUUUAGGUAAAGAAUUCUUUAUUUUUAUUAUUAUUAUGUGUUAGUAUUGUGCCUAUUAAAAAUACAGCAAAACUCUGGAAAGAUAUCUCCUUUGAGGUCUCUCUAUAUUGUAGUGUUGAACAGAUUUUUUAAAAAAUUUUUUUAUUAAGGGUAAGUGCAUUAUUUAAUAAGGACAGCAUCUUGUAAAAGAGAUUAUUUCCCUGGUGAGAAGCUGUCCCCCUGUUGUUUGUAAGCUUGUUUGCUUUCCAUUUGCUGCAUGCUUUCCCUGAAGUGCCAAUGUCAUAGAAAGCAUCAUAAACCAGCUGGAAUUGCACUUCAGGCCAUAUUGAAGCUGCUGUAAUCUUCAAGCAUUAAUGAGGGAAGACAAGCUUUGUGGUUGCAGGUAAGCGACUGUUUGGACAUAACAAGCAGCCCGUGAUUCAGUCACUAUCGCAUUAUGGGUGGCUCUCUGAGCAAACAGUGCAGCCGUCCCACGCACCAGGUGCUCCAAAUGGAAGCUCACUGUGAUGCAUGUUUAAUUAUACCUACGUAACUUUCUCCUUUCGGGAAAUUUUGAGCGUUUAUCAGCACAGAUGCUAUGACUUAACUUUAGGCUAUUUUACCUUAUAAUUCUGCCUGCUGUUGGACUGUGCAGUGGCAGCCUACCAAUGAAGCUCCUUUCAAAAGUGCAUCUGAUACUCUGACUCCAGAAGAGUUCCAGAUGCUAAGGCUACAUCCAAAGAAAGGAUCUGAGACAUUGCAACAGCAAACACUGCAACACCUAACUCCCCGUGGCAGCCACCAAGGUAUUUGUACAAGUGUCAAGGCAGAUACACCUAAAUGCUCUCUUAAAGUGAGUGCAGUUUUCUGUCUGCUAUUCACCUAUCUGGCAAAUAAUGUCUAUGGAGUUGAGGCUUUUUUUUUUUUUAAUUACUGUCUUUGGCAGUGUUAACAUUCUUGAGCCGAGACUAAUGUUACAGAAAGGUUGGCCCUUUUUUUGUAAUAAAGCUUUAUUUUAGCUAUAAUAAGAAUAGGAAUAUUUUUAAUACUGUGGGUCAGCAAUGUCCAAUUAACAUGUACUGAUCUGAUCAGUGGUUUGGUUUUGCUUUUUUAAUUCACCCUAGUAUAUGGCAUGGAGUUUUUUUAGAUGGAGCAAAUGUAGGGUAUGAUCUAACGUUUUACAUGCUUUAGAGCUUCAAGGAAUAUCACUGUUAGCAGUAGAAUUUAAAUGGACCAUAAUACCUUCGUCCCACUUUACAUAUGGCUUCAAAGAAGACUACAUUACAAUAUAAGCAGACUUUGUUCCUUUUUUCAGCAAAAGCCUGAGAACAGUCUUAGUAGCAGGAUCUGGUCUGGUCAGUGUGAAUUAAUGGCAGUUUUGUGCUGUGUUACAAAGACACAUUUUUCACCGUUUACUCUUGAUACAACCACUUCCCCAUAUAGGUGAAUUUCAAAUAACUAAGUUUGUGUCACAGUUUGCAGAACAGCUCAAUUCAUAGACUGUCUUAUGUCUGAGAAUAAGCGAAAAAUAACGAUUGACAUGGUCCUUUUUCUGCUUGCU
Gavia stellata (red-throated loon) is the source of this 5342-nucleotide messenger RNA. It is a transcript of the gene HIBCH, whose product is annotated as 3-hydroxyisobutyryl-CoA hydrolase. The record is from RefSeq and is a predicted model, not a curated record. Gene Ontology annotation, biological process: L-valine catabolic process. Gene Ontology annotation, molecular function: 3-hydroxyisobutyryl-CoA hydrolase activity. Lineage: Eukaryota; Metazoa; Chordata; Aves; Gaviiformes; Gaviidae. The coding region runs from base 22 to 1179 and encodes 385 amino acids. Gene Ontology annotation, cellular component: mitochondrion. The transcript has 14 exons.